Cutaneotrichosporon cavernicola is the source of this 1575-nucleotide messenger RNA. RefSeq lists its product as uncharacterized. Gene Ontology annotation, biological process: ubiquitin-dependent protein catabolic process; regulation of protein catabolic process. The record is from RefSeq and is a predicted model, not a curated record. The transcript has 6 exons. Gene Ontology annotation, molecular function: enzyme regulator activity. Gene Ontology annotation, cellular component: proteasome regulatory particle, lid subcomplex; proteasome complex. NCBI's taxonomy places the organism in Eukaryota, Fungi, Basidiomycota, Tremellomycetes, Trichosporonales, Trichosporonaceae. Bases 1 to 1575 code for a protein of 524 amino acids.
AUGACCUCUACUCCCUCAAAGGAGAAGGAGGCUUCCGCUGCCCCCGUCGUCGACACCAAGGAGACCAAGGCUGAGCCUGCUCCACCAGUGCUCACCGUCGAGGAUGAAAUCCUCAACAACAUCACUCUCAUCGGCCGGGCAGUGACGACCGCCGAGCCACGGUUUACGACGCGUGUCCUCCGCACUCUGACGCACCUGCGUAAGAAGAUCACCAAGCCCGUGCUCAAGGACGCGCUGGACCGCGCCUUCCCCAAGGGCUCCAAGACGGGCCAGGCGCUGAUCGCGUCCCCGAUCUUUGGGCUCUUGCCAGAGCCUCCAGCCAAGGACGAGGCGAUGGACGUGGACAAAAGCCCCAAGGCCAAGGAAGGCGAGAAGGAGGGUGAGAGCUCUACGCCUGCCCCCGCACCCAAGAAGUAUACUGCGCCAGUCGACAGCGCGACGCAAGACCUCAUCCCCGAGGGUGUCGUCUACCUCCGCCUCCUCAUCAUCCUGGCUGCUGUCGACGCUGGUAAGGUUGCAGAGGCAUGCGCGUUCGCCAAGGAGACGACGGACUUGAUUCAGGCCGCCAACCGCCGUACAAUGGACCAGAUCGCCGCGAAGGUCUACUUCUACCUCGCGCGCGCGUACGAGCUCCAGGGUCGCCUCGCCGAGCUCCGCCCCACCCUUCUUGCUGUGCGCCAGUCGGCCCACCUCCGCAAGGACGAGAACCUCGAGAUCACCGUCGUCAACCUCCUCCUCCGCUCCUACCUCCAGUCCAACUUAUACGACCAGGCUGACAAGCUGCUCUCGAAGAUUGAGAUGCCUACAUCGAGCAACACGGCCCAGACUGCGCGCUGGUACUUCUAUACCGCGCGUCUGCGUGCUGUGCAGCUCAACUACGCUGGCGCUGCCGACCUUCUCCUCACCGCUAUCCGUCGCGCACCCAAGGACGAGGUCGCCCCAGGAUUUGUGCAGAUCAUUCACAAGUUCUACAUUGUCACGGAGAUGCUCACCGGCCGCAUCCCGGACCGCGCCAUGUUCCGCCGGCCGGUGCUACAGCACGCCCUCCUCCCCUACUUCCAGAUUGUGCAGGCCGUCCGUGUCGGCGACGUCGCGGCGUUCCAGCGCGCGUUCACGACGCACGAGCAGGCCUUCCUUGCCGACUCGACACACUUCCUCAUCCUCCGUCUGCGGCAUUUCGUCAUCCGUACCGCACUGCGGACAAUCACGCUGGCAUACUCGCGCAUCUCGCUGCGCGACGUGUGCCUCAAGCUCGGCUUAGACUCUGAAGAGGACACCGAGUACAUUGUGGCCAAGGCGAUCAAGGACCGUGUGAUUGACGCGACCAUUGACCACAAGGGCGGGUUCAUGCAGUCCAAGGUCAAGAAGGACAUCUACGAGUCGGACGAGCCGCAGCAGCAGAUUGCCCAGCGUCUCAAGUACGCGCUUGAGAUGCACAACGACGCGCUGCAGGGCAUGCGCUUUGCGGCCAACGUGCACCGCAAGGACCUCGAGACGGCGGCCGACGCUCGCGAGCGCGACCGUGAGAUUGCGCAGUUGAUCCAGGAGACUGAGGACGACCUCGAUGACCUGUAG